Molecule: messenger RNA, 783 nt
Organism: Paramecium sonneborni
Lineage: Eukaryota; Ciliophora; Oligohymenophorea; Peniculida; Parameciidae
Source: the annotation of a GenBank genome assembly
AUGAAUUCAUUUGUUAAAAUAUUUUUUCUUAAUUCUAUUGUUUACCAAAAUUGUAUAACUGAUGAUGAAUAGGAUUGCAAAUAUACAGAUUUUUCAGUUGUUGGAUCAAGUGGUUCAACUUUAGCCAGAUGUGGCUCAGGUCCUAAAAGUUUGUAUAUGGGACCAUAUGGUUUAAAAACAUCAGUAACUUUGACUAUUACAAAUUUUCCUCCAAAUAACUAAAUGGAACUUUAGAUUGGGAUAUGGAAAAUAGAUUCUUGGGAUGGAGAAGUUUUUGAGAUUUAUGCAAAUGAUAUUCAAAUCGAUAGUAUAAUUUAAAUAGCCUCUCUUGGUGUUAGCACAUGCAGAAAUUUAUGGGAAGAUAUUUGUUAAUCUUUUUCAGUUAAAUGUUAAAUGAAUGGAACUGAUUUAACAAUAAAAUUAAAAGAUAAUUUCGACCAAAGUUUAUGGGAUGGUAUAUUUUGAAUAAAAAUUAAAGAAUCUUGGGGAUUUAGAGAUUUUAUUUUGAAACUUUCUGUUCCUUGUGUUAAUUUUUAUAGCGAAUGUAAUUAUUCUGGAAAAUUAUUUUAAAUAUGUAAAGGAGAGUAAACUAAAAGAGUAACCAGAAUACCUUAUGAAAUAAAAUCGGUUCUUAUGGCUCCUAAUAUUAUAGUUAAAAUAAAAGAUCCAAACUACUAUGGAGGAGUAUUAUAGUAGUUUAGUACUUCAUAAUCUUGUAUAGAAAGCUAUAAAAUAUUAUAUAAUAAUAAAAAUUAGUUUCCAAAAUAUAUCCCGUCAUCAUGA